This is a messenger RNA of Lindgomyces ingoldianus, 540 nucleotides long. RefSeq lists its product as uncharacterized. The coding region runs from base 1 to 540 and encodes 179 amino acids. The record is from RefSeq and is a predicted model, not a curated record. NCBI's taxonomy places the organism in Eukaryota, Fungi, Ascomycota, Dothideomycetes, Pleosporales, Lindgomycetaceae. The transcript has 7 exons.
AUGGGAACAAAAUUCGGUGACCCUGCUGGCUCGGCCUGCCAAAUCCAACAAGUCUGCAUCACUUUAGCAAAGAAUAUUAGGAAAACCCUCCUACUAAUUUACCUUUUCCCGAACAAAAAAUGGAAAAGGGUUCGCUUUGACUCGUUGACAUCCUAUCAGUUCUCAGAAGCCUUGCUUUCUAAGCUUGUGCCGUUCUUCGUCCUUAUCGAAAUUUCUUCGCCUCUGAGGCUGUUCUCAGGCCGUAACCAAUUAGAAAUUCCAAUCGGGAUACCAAAUGAGUCUCUGAUGGAAUUAGAGAAUAAACCCAAAUUCUCAGAAUCGUACUUCUCCACAGCAGCAGCGGAAGCUUCACUGUUUAACAUAUCACCAGUCCCAUACCAUUCCAUUCGCAUACCCCCUACAUCACGAAACCAGCCGCAUCGCCACUCUUGCCCUAGGACCAUGCUCAGUCUGAAUGCCAUCCAAAUUCUCCUCCGGAGUAAGAAGCUUAAUAUUACUCGCCCUUCUUUAGUUCAAGAUAGAAUUAUAGAAGAUGAGUAA